Molecule: messenger RNA, 2112 nt
Organism: Centruroides sculpturatus (bark scorpion)
Lineage: Eukaryota; Metazoa; Arthropoda; Arachnida; Scorpiones; Buthidae
Exons: 4
Coding region: 229-1284 (351 amino acids)
Molecular function (GO): protein binding
Source: RefSeq, a predicted model, not a curated record
UUUUUGCGUAAAAUGGAGUUAGAACACUCUGAUUCUGGGGAAUCGAAAUGGCUAAACACAACUUUAAUAGAAAGUUUUUUUUUUUAGUUUACAAUACUCAGCGCACCUUCCAUUAGAAAGUGCCGUGUAUUUCAUAUUUUUCAGCUUACAGCUGCGAUGUUUAUUAGAAGAGCUUACUGUCAUGACCGUAAAAAGUAGCGUCAGAGAGAACACGUGUCCAGAGAGAGAAUGGCCGAAAUUGCAAAAUCGACACUUGAAAAAACAAUAGAAAUAGGUGCAAUAUCGGCACGUAGUUCUAUUUUAAUCACGGAAUUACCAGAAGAAAUAAUGUUUUAUGUAUUUCAAUACCUAAACGAUGCAGAAUUAGAUUUAUACAGAAAAGUGUGUACCCAAUGGAAAGAUAUCAUCGAAAACAUAAUGUAUCAUCGAGUAACAAUGAUCAAAAGGGAAAUUCCUCGUCAUUUAAUGAAUUUUAUCGUUUACGAACCGGAAAAGGUACAUCAUUUCACUGGUUACAACGAUAAUUUUCAAUACAAUUCAUUCGUCUUGGGAGAUGAAUCUCUAUAUACAUUUGACUGUCCGUUUGACUGUUCGUUUUAUAAACAGGAACGAUUCACACGUAAAUUGGAAAUACCAUCGAUCGAUCCAUGCGAAUCUGACGUAGACGUUUUACCUGGAUGCAGUAAGUUUUCAUCAAUACAAGAAACAACCGAAGUACAAUUAUCAAUGUUUCCAAACAUUCAAGGUUUUAAUGUUGUUAAUUAUUCAUUCGGAGUAUUCGAUAACAACAUAGAUAUAAAUAAUGUAUGCCACAAAAUGAAUAUUCCGGAAGAAGAAAGAAGAUGCGCCAUAAUCUAUAAAGAUUUUACUGUAUUGCCUCAUAAAAACUACUACUUUACUAUCGACUCAUGUCACACACUCGACCCAGGUAAAAACAGACUUACAAUAUUUUAUGGGGAAAGAAUAAAUUCUUUCAGUUUUUAUAUCGAAGUACAAAAAACUGAUUAUGAAACUAUGAAAGAAAAAUUGGAAAGCGUGAAGCGUUCCAAACCGCGAAUGGUACAGAAGAGAUGUUUCGUAUAUAUAUUUCAUCUUGCGUGUGCAAAGUGCAUGGAUCCGACAAUUCAAGCUUUUAGAAAAGUGUUUCCUCUAGUCAGUUAUUUUACUUAUAACUUUUUUCCCUGGUCUGUAACAAUGAAUCCACCACAAGACCCGUAUGUUUUUGUAAACAACUUUCAAAAUUUCGACAAAUUCGCAUUAAUGGUUUUCAUAUGGUGGGAAUAAUUAACAUUAAAAUAGUUUUGUUAGAAUUGGGCUUUUAAGUAGUUUUUUGGCUCGCAGUUCUACACUAUACCUAUACACAAAUUUUAGUGUCAAUUCGCUUAUUGGUUGGAGUUACUCAGAUCUUUGAGUAACGCAACAUUAAUUAUGAUCACUUUGUACAUUUCAUCGGUAGUGCCGUACAAGAUGUAAAUUUUAUAGCAAUGAAGGUAAGCUGUACUCGCAAAACCGCUGUAAAGCAAACUAUUUGUCGUGUGAAUGGAUUAAAACCUGUUUGGAACAUGUGAAAUAAAAUUGUACUUACGCUAGUAGAUUCGUAGUGAAAACGUACUGUACAAUAAACAAUAAAAACCUUAAACCGUAAGAAUAAAUAAAUUAUUUAUUAAUUCGUCUAUAAUUGCAUUGUAAUGACCGAACAGUAAUCUUAAUAAUGGCCAUCUUAUCGUUUCUAAGUGAUAUUUACUUUAUAGUAGAAGUUGGUAGUUCUGUGCUCGUAUUUAUUAGGAACCGUUCCACACCAAUUGUUAACAGCCCUUUUAAAUACACAAAUUACUUUCUUUUCUUUCAAUAAGUGAUGUUGUAAUUAAGGUGCCAGCCUGCAAGCACUGUAGAUAUUUUUGGACAUAACAGUAAGAAAUGUAAUCUGAGUAAACUUUCCUUGUAUUGAGGAUUGCCAAUGGUUUGGUCAUGUAAAGUUUUCCUAAUUUUUUAAAAUGUUUUUAACAUUAAAGGCCAGUUUAAUAUAGAAAGUCCUACAGGGAGGCAUUUUUCUCAGAAGAUUGUUCACGUGAGACGUUGCCACAAACAAAUAUAUGAAAUUCAGAAGUAAUG